Brassicogethes aeneus is the source of this 1681-nucleotide messenger RNA. Lineage: Eukaryota; Metazoa; Arthropoda; Insecta; Coleoptera; Nitidulidae. The record is from the annotation of a GenBank genome assembly.
GUUUCAAAAUUUUCGUUGUCUUUUCAAAAUCUAAAUCAGACGUUCACAAUGAUGUGUGGUUAACCAAUAUGGCGGGCGCGAUGUUGUUUGAAAGAGCGCAAUCUGUUUCUUCGCACCACGAUAAACUUCUGGAAAACCUGAAACGCGAACAAGAAGAACGCGACGAUGAAGAAAACAUCAAAAAUAAGGAGCAGGACAUCCUGAAUUUGGGCGAGAAGUAUAAAAAAGAGGGUAAGGCUAAGGAACUCGCGGAACUAAUAAAGGCCACAAGACCGUUUUUGGGGGAAAUAAGCAAGGCCAAAGCUGCUAAACUGGUUAGAUCUUUGGUCGACUUCUUCUUGGACUUGGAGGCUGGCAUUGGUAUAGAAGUGCAACUGUGUAAAGAAUGCAUAGAAUGGGCAAAGGAGGAACGAAGGACUUUCCUCCGUCAGUCACUUGAGGCGAGGUUAAUAGCCCUAUAUUUCGAUACCGGUAUGUUUGCAGAGGCUCUGCUGUUAGGAUCAACUCUACUUAAAGAACUCAAAAAGCUAGAUGACAAGAAUUUGUUAGUUGAAGUGCAACUGUUAGAAAGCAAAACCUAUCAUGCUUUAAGCAAUUUACCUAAGGCCCGUGCCGCUUUAACUUCCGCUCGUACCACCGCCAACGCAAUCUAUUGCCCCCCCAAAAUGCAAGCCGCCCUUGAUUUGCAAUCAGGAAUUCUGCAUGCAGCUGACGAGAAGGAUUUUAAAACUGCCUAUUCAUACUUUUACGAAGCGUUCGAGGGUUUUGACAGUGUCGAAUCACCGAAAGCUCUAACAGCCUUGAAAUACAUGCUGCUCUCAAAAAUAAUGCUCAACAACCCAGAAGACGUGCAACAAAUUGUCAGCGGGAAAUUAGCAAUAAAGUAUGCCGGUCGUGAUAUUGAUGCCAUGAAAGCUGUGGCACAAGCAUCCCACAAAAGGUCUCUGGCUGAUUUUCAGCAGGGUGUCAAGCAGUUUAAGCAUGAGUUGGAAGACGAUGUUAUUGUGAGAGCACAUCUGGGUACAUUGUACGAUAACAUGCUUGAACAGAAUCUGUGUAGGAUUAUCGAGCCUUAUUCAAGAGUUCAGGUCGAUUAUGUUGCUAAAACUAUUAAGCUUCCAAUGCCACAAGUUGAGAAGAAGUUGUCACAGAUGAUUUUAGAUGCUAAAUUUCAUGGAAUUUUGGAUCAAGGAGAAGGUGUGCUUAUUGUAUUUGAAGAAACUCCAGUAGAUAAAACAUAUGAAAUGGCUUUAGAAACAAUACAGAGUAUGAGUAAAGUGGUAGAUACACUUUAUCAGAAGGCUAAAAAGUUGUCUUAGGUUUAUAUUUUACUUAAUAAUUAAACAAAAUAUAAAAUAAACAGACUGUAUUUUUCCUACAUAAAAAUUUACCUGAUAAUAUAACAGUUUCCUCAAUAACCAUAAAAAUUGGCAUUAUUUCAGUACUAAAAGAACAUGUUAAAAUGUAAAUAAUUAACAUAUUUUUAGUUUUUUUGGGGAUUUUACAAAUAACUAAUCAAUUGUGGUUUGUAUAAAACUUUAUUAUUAACUCCUUUGGAAUUCAUCAUUUUGUUGUAAAUUUUUAAUUUGAAAAUAUUGGUAUAAGUAAUAAAAGUUUUAACAUUUCUAGUUGUAUUUUGAUAAUUCUUAGUUAUGCUUAAACAUUGUAAAAAAUAAAUAAU